Caenorhabditis remanei is the source of this 591-nucleotide messenger RNA. RefSeq lists its product as uncharacterized. Gene Ontology annotation, cellular component: actin cytoskeleton; Arp2/3 protein complex. Gene Ontology annotation, biological process: Arp2/3 complex-mediated actin nucleation; actin filament polymerization. Bases 1 to 591 code for a protein of 196 amino acids. Lineage: Eukaryota; Metazoa; Nematoda; Chromadorea; Rhabditida; Rhabditidae. Gene Ontology annotation, molecular function: actin filament binding; structural constituent of cytoskeleton. The record is from RefSeq and is a predicted model, not a curated record. The transcript is spliced from 5 exons.
AUGAUCAUCUUGGAGCAGAACAACAGAAUCAUCAUCGAGCUUCUCGAGCAGAAGUUCGCAAAUGCGAAAGAAGGUGCGAAACCAGAAUCAGUCAACGUCACAUUCGCAGAUUUCGACGGUGUUCUGUAUAAAGUGUCGAAUCCGGAUGGUGUGAAGACAAGAAUCAUUCUCAGCAUUGCACUCAAAUUCUACACAGAACUUCAGCAACAUGGAGCCGAUGAUUUACUUCGAAGAAUCUACGGCGGACACAUGCGCGCGACACCCGAACCUGGAUUCAAUGUGACGCUGGAAUACGAUUUGAGUGCUCUGCCUGACAAUACGUCAGAAUUGGUGCAGAAGGCGUCGGCAUUGAAGCGAAACUGUUUCGCAUCGGUCUUCGAGAAGUAUUUCGAAUUCCAGGAGACUGGACAAGAAGGACACAAAAGGGCUGUGAUAAACUAUCGAGAGGAUGAGACAAUGUAUAUUGAAGCGAAGGCGGAUCGUGUCACCGUUAUCUUCAGUACAGUUUUCAAAGACGCCAAAUUUUCAAAAACGUGGAUUUUUUCCAGACACAAAGUGAAUCACAAUGGCCGAAAAUCCCGGUCACGAUGA